Molecule: messenger RNA, 1251 nt
Organism: Carassius gibelio (silver crucian carp)
Lineage: Eukaryota; Metazoa; Chordata; Actinopteri; Cypriniformes; Cyprinidae
Product: paraneoplastic antigen Ma1 homolog
Exons: 1
Coding region: 1-1251 (416 amino acids)
Molecular function (GO): nucleic acid binding; zinc ion binding
Source: RefSeq, a predicted model, not a curated record
AUGACUAAGACUGACAUACCUGAACAGUUACUAGCUGGAGAUGAGUUUGGACCUUGGAUAGUGAAUGUUACAGAGACCCAGAGUGUUCAUGUAACUAGUGAAAGAGACUUCCAGUCCAGGUUGCUGUCAUUUUUAGCAAAUGAAGGGAAGACACUAGCUGAUGUCUCAUGCUUACUAACCUCUGCUUCUGCUCCACCCACCGCUCCAGACCUGAACACAAAGCUGGUGAAUGCAAUCUCCUCACUAGUUGAAAAAUGUCAAGCCACGCCUGUGGAUGGACCGGGCUAUCGCAAGCUACGCAUGUUCUCAGGUAUGAAACCCACUCCGCAUGGAGAAGAGGAGUAUGAUGCUUGGGCGGAACAGACCACCCACAUGUUAGAUGAGUGGCAGUGUUCUGAUGUUGUUAAGAGACAGAGAGUAGCUGAGAGUCUUAAAGGGCCAGCAGCCGAUAUUGUCAGAGGUUUGAGAGUCACUAAUCCUCAGGCCACUGCCAAUGACUACCUUAAAGCUCUUGAAACAGCUUUUGGAACCACAGACAGUGCAGCUGAUCUCAUGGUGAGGUUUCGUAAUACAUUCCAGCAAGAUGGUGAGAAAUUAUCAGCCUACUUACUCAGAUUAGACAAGCUAUUGCAUGAAGUCCAUCGUAAAGGCGGAAUUGAAGUGAUUGACAUGAACCGAGCACGCAUUGAUCAAGUUGCUAGAGGCUCUCUGCCUCAUGACCUUGUAGCCCUUCGCAUAAGACUGACUUACAAACUCAAGCCUCCUCCCAGCUUUACUGAAUUGCUUCGGGAUGUAAGAGAAGAAGAGGAGAUGAUCCUUGAAAGACCGAAUGUACAGAAAGUUACAUCUUUAGCUAUUAGUAAGCGCACAGAGUGUGCUUCAGCCUCAGUUGUACCUGUUUUGCCAGAGCCUGCGCCAGUCCUGCAAGAUACUGCAAUAGAGAGUCUAAGGAAAGAAUUUCAAGGUCUCAAGACUGAUGUUGCACGCCUCCUUUCUGCCUCUGUGACUGCAUCGGCAAAUGUGGCACAGCAGGUAGACCAGAACCCUAGCCAAAAAGCUACUGGAAACUCAUAUGCACGUGUGAAGGAGAGAGCUCCCAAACCUCAGUAUCGUGCUGAUGUCUUCUGCUACAGAUGUGGUGAAGAUGGUCAUUUCCAGCGGGAGUGUCCAAACCCAGAAAAUCUCAGAAAAGUGAACAAGCGUCUCUUGAAAUUAAAACAGCCGAUGGGAAACUUUCCAGGGGCUCAGUAG